This is a messenger RNA of Stereum hirsutum FP-91666 SS1, 686 nucleotides long. RefSeq names its product protein transport protein BET1. The record is from RefSeq and is a predicted model, not a curated record. The transcript has 4 exons. Gene Ontology annotation, biological process: endoplasmic reticulum to Golgi vesicle-mediated transport. The coding region runs from base 21 to 452 and encodes 143 amino acids. NCBI's taxonomy places the organism in Eukaryota, Fungi, Basidiomycota, Agaricomycetes, Russulales, Stereaceae.
UGCUUGCUGAUGACCCCAUCAUGUCCCAAAGGUACAGAACCUCCGUCCGCGACCGCUCCUCACUAGGUCUCCCAGAAUCAUCGAGUCCAUACGGAUUCACGCCUCCACACUCCGGGCGCUCGUCACCUUUCAACGAUACAUCCAAUGCAGGCAUGGGACAUCGCUAUGCGGAUGACCUAGAGGGUCAGAAUGAUGAGGCGUUGGAGGGCUUGAGUGCGAAGGUGAAACUUUUGAAGGAUAUCACCAUUGGAAUCGGUAACGAAGUGCGCGAGUCGACAGUACAACUCAGCCAAAUGAACGAUGCCUUCGCCGAAACCUCCGGCAUUCUGUCCGGCACCUUUCGCCGCAUGAACAACAUGGCCGCCCGUCAAGGCUGUCGCUGGCUCUGGUACAUCGUCUUCCUCGUCAUGGUUUUCUGGUUCUUCCUCAUCGUCUGGUGGUUUCGACGAUGAUCGCUCUGUACUCCGCUCCUCAUCAUCUCGUUUUUCGUCAACUCCCAUAGCCUAUCUAUCAUAUCUUACUCUGCGCCCACCAUCGCCACAUCACCAAAGCGACUCGGUCGACUACAGAAACCCGACGCCAACCGCUCUCCACUCCUCUCUACCGUACACCGCAUCCCAUAUCAUCCCAUGUAUUCUCUCCUCUCUCGUCCUUAUCUUGCACAUUGGACCGGAUUGUCGCAUUUU